Molecule: messenger RNA, 249 nt
Organism: Miscanthus lutarioriparius
Lineage: Eukaryota; Viridiplantae; Streptophyta; Magnoliopsida; Poales; Poaceae
Source: the annotation of a GenBank genome assembly
AUGGAGCUAAAGCCGCAAGCACAGCCUAGGCCAUAUAUAUGCGUCAGUAAGAUGUUUGGGAACGGGAGUAAAAAAUUUGACGAUGCUUGGGUGCAGAACAAAACAGGAGCCCAAAAAACUGACACAGACAUAAUCCAUAGCAGCAGUCCAAGUGAAAACCCUGCCUCAGCAUUAGAGAACCCAGCCAAAAAGCCAAAGGUUGGAGGUUCCAGGCCUGAAACAAGGAGUGGCAACCGCAAAACUCAGUAA